CGACGUCACUGUCGUCCCACCAAUCAGCUCACAGGAGGCGGAGCUAAGAAAACAUGUCGUCUGUAUCGGAGCUGUACGAUGUCACUUGGGAAGAGAUGCGUGACAAACUCCGUAAGUGGAGAGAAGAGAAUUACAGGAACAGUGAGCAGAUUGUGGAUGUGGGUGAAGAGCUGAUUAAUGAGCAUGCGUCUAAACUUGGAGAUGACAUUUGGAUAAUUUACGAGCAGGUGAUGAUCGCAGCGUUGGACUGCAGUCGUGACGAUCUGGCCUGGAGUUGCCUACAGGAGCUGAAAAGGCAGUUUCCAGACAGUCACAGAGUGAAGCGAUUAGCAGGGAUGCGGCUGGAGGCUCUGGAGAGGUAUGAGGAUGCCAAUAAGCUGUACGACUCAAUACUACAAGAUGACCCGACAAAUACGGUAAGGAAAAAAAUGCGGUUGAAACUUGUUUUGCUGUCUGAAAAGUUCAUUUUCAUACGUUAAACUCUUUCUCCCCUCAGUGACCUCA
Molecule: messenger RNA, 504 nt
Organism: Rhinichthys klamathensis goyatoka
Lineage: Eukaryota; Metazoa; Chordata; Actinopteri; Cypriniformes; Leuciscidae
Product: ER membrane protein complex subunit 2-like
Exons: 5
Coding region: 54-479 (141 amino acids)
Biological process (GO): protein folding in endoplasmic reticulum
Cellular component (GO): EMC complex
Molecular function (GO): protein binding
Source: RefSeq, a predicted model, not a curated record